CCCCAUCUCACUUCACCUUGGGGAAGCCCCAAACUUGCAAAAGCAUUAGAACUACAAAGAAACGUCCUCCAUCUCCUAAUUGUACUGCCACUACUUUUGCCAUGCCUCUCCACUCCAUAGCACCGAAACCGGAAAAUUUCCCUGCCACUCCCUCGCCGGACGCCACUCCUCUAUCGCCAUCGCCUUCAGAGAUGUCCCAGCCCCCAACACCACCCCUUGACGGCACGGCUGUCCUGGCUUACCCGGUUCAGCCCAAUAUCAAUAGCCAAUCUCUUAUUCAAGUAGCCACGUUUCCAAUAACUCUAAAGUUUGAGGAGGUUGUGUACAAGGUUAAGGUGGAGCACAAAGGAGGAUCUUCGUGGUGUGGCGGGACGUGGAGCACGCAGGAGAAGACCAUCCUCAAUGGGGUGACCGGGAUGGUCUGCCCUGGCGAAAUCCUGGCGAUGCUGGGACCGUCGGGCAGUGGCAAAACCACCCUCCUUACUGCCCUCGGGGGCCGCCUCUCGGGCAAGCUCUCAGGCAAGAUCACUUACAACGGGCAGCCCUUCUCGGGUUCGGUCAAGAGGCGGACGGGUUUUGUGACCCAGGAUGAUGUCCUCUACCCUCACCUCACUGUCCUCGAGACCCUCCUCUUCACGGCCCUCCUGAGGCUUCCCAAUAGCCUCAACCGGGAUGAGAAGCUCCGCCACGUGGAAGGAAUCAUCUCUGAGCUCGGGCUGGGCCGUUGCCAGAACAGCAUGAUUGGUGGGCCCCUCUUCCGUGGUAUAUCCGGUGGCGAGAAGAAGCGGGUCAGCAUCGGGCAGGAGAUGAUCAUAAACCCGAGCCUGCUCCUCCUCGACGAGCCCACCUCAGGAUUGGACUCGACCACUGCACAGAGGAUCAUAAACACUGUGAAGCGGCUCGCUGCUGGUGGGAGGACCGUCGUGACCACCAUCCACCAGCCCUCGAGCCGCCUAUACCACAUGUUCGACAAGGUUGUCCUGCUUUCAGAGGGCAGCCCUAUCUACUAUGGGCCUGCAUCGACAGCCUUGGACUAUUUCUCCUCCAUCGGCUUCUCCACCUCGAUGACAGUCAAUCCUGCUGACCUCUUGCUCGACCUUGCCAAUGGACUCAGCCCUGACUCAAAAAAUGCGAUUGAUCAAGUCGAGAGCACGGACCAGGAGAAGAAGGCUGUCAGGGACACACUCCUAUCUGCAUACGACAAGAACAUCUCCACCAGGCUAAAAGCCGAGCUCUGCACAAUCGACGUGAGUAGCUACACCUUCGUAAAAGGGCGUGAUACGAGGUCUGAGCAGUGGUGCACGAGCUGGUGGCAUCAAUUCAAGGUCCUUCUACAGAGGGGAUUGAGGGAGCGGAGAUUCGAAUCCUUUAAUCGGCUUAGAAUCUUCCAAGUCAUAAGUGUCGCUGUAUUGGGAGGGCUCUUAUGGUGGCACACUCCGACUUCUCACAUUGCAGAUCGCAUUGCCCUGCUCUUCUUCUUCUCGGUCUUCUGGGGCUUCUACCCGCUCUACAAUGCAGUCUUCACCUUCCCGCAGGAGCGGAGGAUGCUACUUAAGGAAAAGAACUCAGGGAUGUACCACCUCUCCUCCUACUUCAUCUCCCGUACAGUUGGGGACCUUCCUCUUGAGCUCGCCCUCCCAACAGCCUUCGUCUUUAUAAUCUACUGGAUGGGCGGACUGAGGCCCGACCCUAUCACAUUUAUCCUCUCCCUCCUCAUUGUCCUCUACUCCGUGCUAGUCUCCCAGAGCCUGGGCCUGGCCUUCGGUGCAAUCCUAAUGGAUGUGAAGCAGGCGACAACCUUAGCCUCUGUCACAACGCUCGUGUUCCUCAUUGCCGGAGGUUACUAUGUUCAACAGAUCCCCCCGUUCAUCGAGUGGCUCAAGUACUUGAGCUACAGUUACUACUGUUACCGGCUCCUCCUAGGUGUUCAGUACAACGAGGAUGAUCACUACGAGUGCUCAAAGGGGCAGUUCUGUCGUGUUGGGGACUUCCCCCCGGUCAAGGCCGUGGGACUGAACAACUUGUGGAUCGACGUGUGCAUCAUGGGUCUCAUGUUGAUGGGCUACCGACUCAUCGCAUAUGUCGCACUGCAUCGGGUGCUGAGGUGAUGAAAAGCGGUUAUUUUAGCAGAAGACCGCAGAAAGACAGAAUCUGCAGAGUUUUUUCGUCUUUUUUCACCCGAGGAAUAAUGUUCGACUAAAAAAGGGGGCGGGGCAAUCAUGUUCAGAAAUUUUGGUUCACUUUUCAUUGGAUGUAUCAGCAACCAACCCUUUUUUGUUAUAAUUAUAGAUUAGACAAGAAGUAGCAAUUCUAAUCAUCAAUAAAACCAUGAAGUCCAUCAUA
This is a messenger RNA of Punica granatum (pomegranate), 2343 nucleotides long. NCBI's taxonomy places the organism in Eukaryota, Viridiplantae, Streptophyta, Magnoliopsida, Myrtales, Lythraceae. The record is from RefSeq and is a predicted model, not a curated record.